UCGCAGACGGCUAGCCUGCUGUGCGAAUGUUUGUGUAUGUAGACUGACGACUACACAGUGUGUUUCAGAAGUUUUGCUCGAGAGUUCUGUUAUUACUAAUCAUGUCUCGUGUACUGAACUGUAUUGUUGCUGUUUGCCCUGACAUGGGCAUUGGGAAAAACGGGACUUUGCCCUGGCAUCCAAUAAGGUUAAGUAAUGAAUUCAAGCACUUUCAGAGGAUGACAAUGACUCCUACAGUUGAAGGUAAAAAGAAUGUGGUUAUAAUGGGACGGAAAACGUGGUUCUCGAUACCCGCCCAAAAUCGACCUCUCAAAAACAGGAUCAAUGUUGUCCUCAGCAGAGAGUUAAAGACACCACCAGAGGGCGCCCACUAUCUCGCGUCAGAUUUGAGUUCAGCUCUCCACCUGCUGGACACACCAGAUAUUACAGCUCAAGCAGAUCAAGUCUGGAUUAUUGGAGGCAGUUCAUUGUACAAGGAGGCGAUGGAGAGCCCAGGCCACCGUCGACUGUUUGUGACAAGAAUACUGCAGCAGUUUGACUGCGACACUUUCAUACCAGACAUUAACAUGGAGAAGUAUCGCCUUCUGCCUGACUUCCCUGGAAUUCCCACAGGUGUGCAGGAGGAGAACGGUCUUAAGUACCAUUUUGAAGUUUACGAGAGUGUUCGCCACUGAACACAUUCAAAUGAAAGAGUGGAGGAAAACUUUUAAAGACAUUUUCAUAAAUCUGGUGGCUUUUCCUGAAAGAAUGAACAUAUGUCACAGACAUACAUUGCAAUGCACAUCAGUGCA
Messenger RNA from Chanos chanos (milkfish), 791 nucleotides. RefSeq names its product dihydrofolate reductase (gene dhfr). The record is from RefSeq and is a predicted model, not a curated record. NCBI's taxonomy places the organism in Eukaryota, Metazoa, Chordata, Actinopteri, Gonorynchiformes, Chanidae. Gene Ontology annotation, biological process: dihydrofolate metabolic process; folic acid metabolic process; tetrahydrofolate biosynthetic process. Gene Ontology annotation, molecular function: NADP binding; dihydrofolate reductase activity. The transcript is spliced from 6 exons. Bases 102 to 674 code for a protein of 190 amino acids. Gene Ontology annotation, cellular component: mitochondrion.